AGGCCACAGCCCUCCCGUCGCCAGCCACAGUCGUCCUGCCGCAAGCAGGGGACACCGCUAGCGGCGCACCCAAUGUGCUCAACGACGAGUCCACAAGGUAAUUGAUGUCUGAUUUGGUGUGAUUCGUAGAAACCCCCAUGCUUCGUUCAUGGACCUCCUAGAUGAGGUUGACACUGGCGCUCCUCCACUUGCUCCGUUCAGCGGUAACGGUGAGGCGGAAGAGGUGGACGAUGAGGCCGGUGAAGAUGACGGUGAAGACGACGAGGGUGGUGAAGAUGAAGACGAAGAUGUGGUCGAGGUCGAUGCGGCUAAUCAAAAAGUGAAGAAAAGAAGGGCCAACAACUACAUGGAGAUAGAAGAUGCAACAUUGUGCCGGGCUUGGGCCGCCGUGGGGAUGGAUGCGGUCUCCGGCACCAUUCAAACCGGGAAGCGGUACUGGCAACACAUCGAAGAUAAGUUCCAUAAACUCAUGCCUCGCGUUCGGCAUCCUGUCGAUCGCACAUACCGAUCCCUCCAAGGUCGUUGGGACGCGAUCAAACCGGCAUGUAGCCGUUGGUCAGCGGCAAUGGAUCAAGUAACGGCGAAUCCUCCUAGUGGUGCAACUAUUGACCAAUAUGACCGCAUUGCGGAUGCUAGGUAUAGAGACAUGGCCGGCAGCAAGGGCAAAAGCUUUACAAUGAGGCAUUGCUUUGAUGUGCUUCAACACCUUCCCAAGUGGAAGUUGAGGGAUCAAGUAACAGCACCAAAGAAAGCUGACAUGGUGAACAUGGAUGAUAGUGAGGAUGAGAAAGAUGGCAGGAACAAUGACAAGCCCGAGGGAAGCAAGAAGGCCAAAGAGAGGUUGAAGCUUGAGGGGGAGGCAGCAUUGUUGAGGGACAAAUUCGAUCAUAUGAUGAAGUCGAAGGAGGCAAUAGCGGUGAAGACAUUGGAGGCAAAGCUUGUCAUUACGGAGAAUAAGACAGUGGUGAAGCUUGCAAAAGUUGAAGCCAUCCGAGAAGAAGCAAGGAACAAGGCCAAGUUGGAGGAGAUGAAGAUCAAUGUGAAGAAAGCCAAGGAAAUGAAGGAGCUAUUGGCUCAAGAGAGGGAUGUCCACGAAGGACAUGAAUGA
This is a messenger RNA of Brachypodium distachyon (stiff brome), 1108 nucleotides long. Its product is annotated as glutathione S-transferase T3. Bases 149 to 1108 code for a protein of 319 amino acids. The transcript has 2 exons. The record is from RefSeq and is a predicted model, not a curated record. Lineage: Eukaryota; Viridiplantae; Streptophyta; Magnoliopsida; Poales; Poaceae.